This is a messenger RNA of Lynx canadensis (Canada lynx), 1324 nucleotides long. RefSeq names its product parkin coregulated (gene PACRG). The record is from RefSeq and is a predicted model, not a curated record. Lineage: Eukaryota; Metazoa; Chordata; Mammalia; Carnivora; Felidae. The transcript has 5 exons. Gene Ontology annotation, molecular function: Hsp70 protein binding; Hsp90 protein binding. The coding region runs from base 349 to 1122 and encodes 257 amino acids. Gene Ontology annotation, cellular component: vesicle; cytosol; neuron projection.
GGCCUUCCGCCGCCAUUCGGGAUUCAGGCCCAGGAAACGUACGUCACGGGGGAACUGGGCCAUUCGGCCUUAGUGUUGACGCGUCGCUUAGCAACCGGGAGGCUUACCUUUGGAAGCUUGUUGCAGUUUUUGCCGCGGUCCUUCGCUCUUCCCGCCCCUCCCCUCCCCUCAACUCCCUUCACCUAGGAGCUGCCAAACAUCUGGAUCAACCUGGGCGCUACGAGGGGUUGAAUUUCUACCAGUAUCGCGCCUUUUUACAUUUUUUUUUCCCGAACUCCUUCUCACAUCCGUAAAACCCACUGCUUCUUUUACUACACGUUUUAUGAGAACAAGACAUUUUCUAGGAAGAUGGUGGCAGAAAAAGAGACCCUGAGCUUAAACAAAUGCCCAGACAAGAUGCCGAAGAGGACCAAGCUGCUGGCACAACAGCCGCUCCCGGUGCACCAGCCUCACUCCCUGGUUUCUGAGGGCUUCACAGUCAAAGCCAUGAUGAAAAACUCAGUCGUGAGAGGCCCGCCAGUUGCAGGAGCAUUUAAAGAAAGACCAACGAAGCCCACAGCAUUUCGAAAAUUUUAUGAACGAGGAGAUUUCCCAAUUGCCCUUGAGCAUGAUUCCAAAGGAAACAAAAUCGCAUGGAAGGUGGAAAUUGAGAAGCUGGAUUACCAUCAUUAUUUGCCUCUGUUUUUUGAGGGGCUCUGUGAAAUGACAUUUCCCUACGAGUUUUUUGCCCGGCAAGGAAUCCACGACAUGCUGGAACACGGGGGGAACAAGAUUCUUCCUGUCAUUCCACAGCUCAUUAUCCCGAUAAAAAAUGCCUUGAAUCUUCGAAAUCGACAGGUCAUUUGCGUCACCCUCAAAGUCCUCCAACAUCUGGCUGUGUCAGCUGAGAUGGUGGGUGAAGCUUUGGUGCCCUAUUACCGUCAAAUCCUCCCCAUCCUGAACAUCUUUAAGAAUAUGAAUGUUAACUCGGGAGACGGCAUCGACUACAGCCAGCAGAAGAGGGAGAACAUCGGUGACCUGAUCCAGGAGACGCUGGAGGUCCUGGAGCGCUACGGAGGAGAAGACGCCUUCAUCAACAUCAAGUACAUGGUCCCCACCUACGAGUCGUGCUUGCUGAACUAGAGGCAGGAACAGCUGGGAUGGGGGAGGGCUUGCCUUAGUGCCCAGAUCAUCUGUCUCUGCUGCUUUUAGCAUCUCAUUACUUGUGACUUCUACAGCUUUCUUUUCUACAGCUGCUAAAAUAGUGGCUCAUGGGUCGUUGGACCAUUAGCCCCAUUGAGAGCAAAGUUUUCCAAUACAUAAAUAGUGCCUGUUUCUUAGAUUA